Molecule: messenger RNA, 2329 nt
Organism: Magnolia sinica
Lineage: Eukaryota; Viridiplantae; Streptophyta; Magnoliopsida; Magnoliales; Magnoliaceae
Exons: 7
Coding region: 112-1881 (589 amino acids)
Biological process (GO): UDP biosynthetic process
Cellular component (GO): cytoplasm
Molecular function (GO): UMP kinase activity
Source: RefSeq, a predicted model, not a curated record
AAAUACGAUUCCGGCUCUUCCCGCAAACGAUCUCCAUCUCCAUCCCUAACGUCGUUUACUCCCCGCCAAAAAAGAAAAAAAAAAAAAACCCUAACCCUAGAAAAAGGGGCCAUGGCAUCCUGCGACGACGAUUUCGCCCUUCUCGGAGACGAGACUACACAGCCACACCACCACCACCCACACCACCAUCACCACCAUCAAACCUACGGGGCCCACCACAACAGGUUCGUCCCCACCAAACCCUCCCCUUCAUCCUCCACCCUCCAUCACGCCAUCCCGGCCACAAGCCCCCCAAAGAAGCAGGUGGGGCCCACCCCCACCGCUACAGAAGACGAUUACGGUGAUUCCCCCUUCUGCUCUCAGCCCGACGACCCCAAAUGCCCUCCUCCUAACCCUUCCUACCAUCCCCACGACUGCUUCGGCGACAACGAUGAAGACGACGUCGUUGAUGCCCCUGUCAACGCCAACGACGCCCCUGUCAACGUCAGCAACCCCAACGGCCCUUCCAAUCUCUUCGCAGACGAUGAUCCCGACCGCAAGUCGGCUGGCCGUGGGGCCCGCUGUGACAAGCGCAAGGAUCGCGACGAUCUCAGCGAUGGCGGCACCGCCAAUACCUCUUCCGCCUAUUGCUUCAAGAAAUCCAAGGCCGCAUCGUCAUCUGCUAAUUGCAGUGACUACCGCAAGGACCGUGAGGAGUGGAGUGACUCUGCCAUCGGGUGUCUGCUCGACGCUUACAUGGACAAGUUCGUGCAGCUCAAUCGCGGCAACCUGCGGGGCCGUGACUGGGUCGACGUGGCUGCUAUCGUCAGUGAGCGGGCUGAUAGGCAGAAGAUGUGCUGUGACAAGCAGAAGAUGUCGAAGAGCGUGGAGCAGUGUAAGAACAAGAUGGAUAACCUGAAGAAGCGGUACAAGGUGGAGCUGCAGAGAAUGAACAGCAGUGGCACGUCUGUCAGUCACUGGACCUGGUUCAAGAAGAUGGAGCAGAUCGUCGGAAGCUCUGUCCCCUCCAAGUCUGCUGUUUCCGACGAGGAUAAGUCAGUCACAGGGUCCGCUCUCGUGCCUCGGACCAAGAGUACUGGCAGAUAUCCGGUCGUGACACCGACCUCUGUUGGGGUGACAAAUAACAUGAAGACAAAGCCGAUGUCAAAUCCAAGGUGGCGGAGAGUUGUUUUCAAAAUUAGCGGUGCUGUAUUAGCUGGAAAUGGCCCUCAGAAUGUUGAUCCAAAGGUGAUGAUGCUGAUUGCCAGGGAAAUUGCAACAGCUAACCGCCUUGGUGUGGAGGUGGCUAUUGUUGCUGGCGGUCGUAAUUUCUUUUGUGGAGACACAUGGGUAGCUACGACUGGCAUUGAUAGAGCUACGACAUACCAACUAGGGAUGAUGGCAACUGUAAUGAAUUCGAUAUUGCUUCAGGCAUCUUUAGAGAAGAUGGGUGUUCAGACUCGCUUACAAACUACAUUUACAAUGCAAGAGAUUGCUGAGCCAUACAACAGGCAACGGGCUAUUAGGCAUCUUGAGAAAGGAAGGGUAGUUAUUUUUGGCGGCAUUGGUGCUGGAUUGGGAAAUCCGCUCUUCACCACAGAUACAGCUGCUGCUCUCAGAGCAUCUGAGAUUAAUGCUGACGCGGUACUCAAAGGCACCAAUGUAGAUGGUGUUUAUGAUUGCCACUCGAGAAACAGCAAUGGCAUGACAUUUGAGCACAUCUCGUUCAGGGAGUUUGUUUCGAGAGGCUUUACAGCCAUGGACAUGACUGCGAUAUCAUGCUGCGAGGAGAACGGGAUUCCUGUUGUAAUCUUUAAUUUACUUGAGCCAGGCAACAUUUCAAGGGCAUUGUGCGGCGACCAAGUUGGUACCUUGAUUGAUCAGUCGGGGAGGAUUAGCUGAUGUUGCUGCAUCCAUUUCUUACCGAUGCUAUUAUGCUGAAUGGCCACAAAGCUUAGAAGCUCUGGUGCAAUGAUUUUUCUUCAAGGCUUGUCGUCAAAACUUGUUGUUGGCUGCCUGUGUUUAUGGGCUCAUAUAAUCCACCACAUACACAACUUGACUCGGCAUUUUAGACCGAGGUGGAGAAUCAUCAGAGAUUUGUGCAAUCACUGGGUCUAUGGCACAGCAAGGAGGGCAGAUAAUUUUUCGGAAGCUUGGUGACUGCUACAGCUAUUUACUAUUCAACUGUCCUCCUAUUUUUAAACCUGUAAAUUAAGUGACAGACCCUUGUUGAUGAAGAGAUUUUUCGUUCGGAGAAAAAGUUACAAGAACUGCAAUUCAAUGCAGGUGUAUUUAUUUACCUGUGAAUCAUAUAGGUAGGACUUUGCUGAAAUUAGCCGAGGUUGCAACA